Messenger RNA from Myotis daubentonii (Daubenton's bat), 2514 nucleotides. RefSeq lists its product as uncharacterized. Bases 1 to 2247 code for a protein of 748 amino acids. The record is from RefSeq and is a predicted model, not a curated record. The transcript has 9 exons. Lineage: Eukaryota; Metazoa; Chordata; Mammalia; Chiroptera; Vespertilionidae.
AUGGGGCACCUCGUUCUGCACGUAGCAGGGGAACUUGUACCAGGCCGUGGACCCAUUCAGAGGCUUGCCCUUGGGUUUAUUGAGGCAGUAGCAGAGUCCCAUCUUCUCCAGCAGCUCCAGCAGCAGUUGCAAAUCCUGCUGGGCCUGGACGUGAGGCUUAAGCAGCAACCGAAUGACAUGGGCCGGCAAGAGCCCGUGAAGCAGAAAGCCCUCCACGAGCAGCUUAUGCAGCAACAAGGAAGGAUCCCUCUGGAAAAAGACAUUGAGGAUGUCAAUGAGGCGGGUGAGGUUGUGGAAGACGUGUUCCUUGAGGGCUGGGCUGUCCUCAAAGUAGAGCAGUUUGCCGCUCUCGUGCAGGGCGAUCUGGCGGUGGAUGUCCAGACACUUUUCCUCCAGCUCCCGCUCCCCACACAGGUCUGCGUGCGUGCCCACAAUGCACACCACCGCGUGAGGCACGCGGGCCCCCACCCGAUUGAGGCAGUGCCGGAGCAAGGUCUUCCCGGCAGCCUUAUGGCCCAUCAGGAGCAGCUUGAGGCGGGGCUGAACUGCCGGCUGGGAGUGGGCCAGCUCCUUCUGGCCCACCCGGGAGAGCUGGCCAAAGUUGUCCGGCAGCACAGCGAUCUGGUUGCCCUGCAGCACGAGCUCCUCCAAGCCCGUCAGCUCCACAAUGGAGUCCGGCAGGCCUCGGAGCCGGUUACUGGACACGUCCAGCUCCUCCAGGGCAGCCAGCUGCAGCAGCUGCCCAGGAAAAGCGGUGAGCUGAUUGUGGUCCACAUCGAGGGUGCGCAGGCGGCAGAGGCAGGAGAGGGAGUCGGGCAGGUGCGCCAGCCGGUUAAAGCUGACAUCCAGCUCCUCCAGGUGGGCCAGCGAGCCCAGCUGGGCGGGCAGGGCGGGCAGCUGGUUGUGGCUGAGGUUCAGCUUCCGCAGCUCGUGCAGGGCGCUCACCACCUCCGCGCCCAGGGCCGUCAGUCGGUUGUGGCUCAUGUCCAGCUCGGUGAGGUGGUGGCCCAACUCGGCCACCGCCGGGGGCAGCCGGGCAAAGCGGUUCCUCCGCAGGACCAGGACGCGCAGGCUGCCCAGCGCCGACCCCAGCCCCUCGGGCACCUCCUCCAGGCCGUUGUUCCCCAGGUUCAGCACCUCAAUGUCCCCGAUGUUGGCCGGCAGCACGAGCUGGGGGGCGUCGGGGGAGUCGAUCUGGUCGGCCCCGACCCCCGGGCAGCCCCCGGCCGCGCUGAGGGUGAGCUGGCGCAGGUUGCUCCGCAGCUUCCUGGCGCGCAGGGCGGCGUCCCGCCACAGCCUCACCGUCUUCAGGUUCCCACUGUCCUUCCCAGCCAUGGCGGGGCCCCGGGCCGACACCCUCGCGCGGGCGCGGGAGCUCACAGCUCCAUGCCGCGCUGCGCCCGGGCGGGCGCCAGGCUCCCGGUCGCUCCCGCUCCUCUCUCCCCACCCGCCCUCGGCGACCGGCGGCGGGUCCUAGCGCAGCCAGCGGCCGGGCGCCCGCAGCUGGGGGGCGGCGGCGACGCGAGCAGCUCCGGGGGGCGCCGAGCCGGCGGCGCGGGGGGAGGCGGCGGCCGGCGGGGAGUGCCGCUCGCAUUCUCCUACCUCCGGGGCCAUGGGCGCGCCGCGGAGGAUGCCUGCUGCUCCUCCUCCGCUCCGCCCGCCGCGCGGCGCCUCCGUGCCCGCUCCGGCUCCGCUACCCUCGCAGCCGCGGCCCCGCGGCCCGCAGCGCCGUCGCCUCCGCGAGCUCCUGGAGGAGGGCGGCGCUUGGCUCGGCGGCGGGCAUGUUGCGAGCACAGGGCCGGGGUGCAGCCGGGAGGAGGGGGCGGCGGCGGCGGCACCUCCCGGUCUCUGCUUCCCGGGGCCCGGGAGAGAGCGCGAGCGCCGCGUCCCCGGCACUGGGAGGGCGCGAUCGGGAAGCGGCAGCGCCGCCCGGCGGCUCGGCCCCCACGUGACCGGCGGAGGCGCCGCGUGUUCCCGGCACCGCCCCAGGGGCGGGCGCCCGGUGCGGGGACGGGGGCGCCUGGCUGGGUGCGGGCCACUUGGCGGGGACGUGCGGGGAGUGGGUCCUGGCUGCGCACCCGAGGCCCCGGGACCUCGUGUUUGGAUUCGUCUGUUCUGGCUCUUUGUUGCCCCCAAGCCUCCAAGAAUUUCUUUUCUCUCCGGGUCAAGUGGGAACACAUAUGCUCCCUACUGAGGAAAAUAAACUGCAGUGUAUUUUUAGCAUCCGUUGGAAGGACUCGCAGCUGAAGCUACGCAGGAUCCAGGCCAUUCACUGAAGGCCCAAGGAUUGGCCGCAAUGUCACCAAGAAUUCCAGAAUGUGCCCUGGGUGUCUAUCUCUCUAAUUCCACCUCCUUGUUCCACUGAGCUGAUGUGGGAAAAGUAGGCAAAUGCAUGAAGGCAUCAAGGUCAACGACAGCACGAGUUCCGUCUUGCUUUAGCCUCCACAGCCAUCAGCCAUCACCAGCAGAAGUAAGGGGAGAAACCCCAUUAAGUACAUUGUAAACUCCAAGGUG